AUCAACAUGACAAGGAAGAAGGUAAAGUUGGCAUACAUCACCAACGACUCGGCCAGGAAGGCGACCUUCAAGAAGAGGAAGAAGGGGCUGAUGAAGAAGGUGAGCGAGCUGAGCACCCUGUGCGGCAUCGACGCCUGCGCCAUCAUAUACAGCCCCUACGACUCCAAGCCCGAGGUCUGGCCCUCCCCCGCCGGCGCCCACCGCGUCCUCUCCAAGUUCCGCAAGAUGCCGGAGAUGGAGCAGAGCAAGAAGAUGGUGAACCAGGAGAGCUUCCUUCGCCAGCGCAUCUCCAAGGCCCGCGACCAGCUCAAGAAACAGCUCAAGGAGAACCGCGAAAAGGAAGUCGCCAACCUCAUGUACCGCGCUCUCGCCGGCAAAGCCUCUCUCCACGCCCUCUCCCUUCCCGACCUCCACGACCUCGGCUGGCUCCUCGACCAUUACCUCAACGACAUCCGCCGCCGCAUGGACUCUUUUGGUUUGUCCGGCGGUAGUGGUAGCAGCGGCGGGAGUACUGGUGGUGCUGGAGAGAGUAACCAUCAGCAGGACCACCUGCAGGCGGCUUCGGCCGUGGGGCUGGAGGUUGGGAAUUUGGGGGCGGAGGCGAUGCAGAGUCACCGGUGGCUGAUGGAGCUGCUCAACUCGUCAAGCGUGAACGGGGAUCAGAGUAUAAACAGUCUAGGAGGGUUUGGAGGAGGCGGCGGCUCGGCGGCGACGGGAGGAGCAGGGGAGGAUAUGAAUACGAUGCUGCCGUUGAUUGGGGAUGCCACCAACACACACGCUGCUAACAACUUCCACAGCAGUUUCUGGAUGGAUCCUAGAGAUGAGGACGUAGAGGUAGAAGGAAGGGAUGAUUCGGAGACCUCCAGUGAAAAGGAAAUUGAUACAUCUAUGAUGUUGAAGAGGAAUAGCCCAGUUCAACAAAUAGAAGAGAUAUUGGAAGUACUUGACUGCACAGACGAGAAUAAGGUCCGUUAUGCUGCAUUCAAGAUGACUGGAGAGGCAAAGCGCUGGUGGCUUUCUGUGAAGCUGCUAGAGAAUCAGAGGGUAGUAAAAAUAGUUCUUACUUGGUACAGUAAACCAGGGCAUGUUAAAAAGAAUUGUCGGGAACUGUUGCAUGUAGUGCCUGCACAGAAUCAGGAUCAAGGAAAACAGCCAAUACCACUUGACAGAGGUGGUCCAGCACGAGUUUACUCGUUGAUCCAGCCUGAGCCAGAGAAUGCUAGAGGGGCAAGUAUGAAUUCAUGUUUAAGAUAA
Messenger RNA from Malania oleifera, 1254 nucleotides. RefSeq names its product agamous-like MADS-box protein AGL8. The transcript is spliced from 4 exons. Lineage: Eukaryota; Viridiplantae; Streptophyta; Magnoliopsida; Santalales; Ximeniaceae. The record is from RefSeq and is a predicted model, not a curated record. Gene Ontology annotation, molecular function: RNA polymerase II cis-regulatory region sequence-specific DNA binding; protein dimerization activity; DNA-binding transcription factor activity, RNA polymerase II-specific. The coding region runs from base 7 to 1254 and encodes 415 amino acids. Gene Ontology annotation, biological process: positive regulation of transcription by RNA polymerase II.